UUCGAGCAAUUAAGGUCUCCAUCUAUCAUCUCUUCCCACCGCUAGAAAAAAAGAAAAAAUGAAAAAAUUUAAUCUUUUGGCGAUUCCAUUUUCACAGUUGAUCUUCUUCUUCGUUCAGCCAAAUCCAAAUUCUUUUUGAGAGAAUUUUAUGGUGGGUUAUUCUGCUGCUGUAAUCAGGAGGCAGCAAUUCUUGAUAAGGUGUUUGGGAGGAAAUAAUAGUGUAAACAAGAAUCUUCACAACAGUUCUCUCAGAAUGAUACCUCUUGGGAGUGGUGCUGGUGGUCUCACUUUGGAGAGUGAUGUUAUCAACAUUUUGAGAUCAAUUACUCCUUCUUUAGGCCCUGCUAGGCAUAAAGGCCAAGCUGGGAAGAUAGCUGUUGUGGGUGGAUGCCGUGAAUACACAGGAGCUCCAUACUUUUCUGCUAUUUCAGCUUUAAAAAUUGGUGCCGAUUUAUCGCAUGUAUUCUGUACAAAAGAUGCUGCUCCAGUUAUUAAAGGUUAUAGCCCAGAGUUGAUCGUGCACCCUAUACUGGAAGAAUCUGAUAGUGUUAGGGAUGAGUUUAAAAGAUCAACAUUAGCCAAGGUGAUCGCUGAGAUUGAUAAGUGGAUGGAGAGAUUUGAUUGUUUAGUUGUCGGUCCAGGUCUGGGGAGAGACCCGUUUCUCCUGGACUGUGUCAGUGAGAUCAUGAAGCAUGCCAGGGAAUCCAAGGUCCCGAUUGUCGUAGAUGGGGAUGGGCUUUUUCUUGUUACAAAUUGCCUUGACUUGGUCAGAGAUUAUCACUUGGCUGUCCUGACUCCUAACAUUAAUGAGUAUAAGCGACUUGUUCAGAAAGUUUUAAAUUGUGAAGUAAAUGAUCAAGAAGGAACUCAGCAAUUACUCUCUCUUGCGAAAGGGUUAGGGGGUGUAACCAUUUUAAGGAAGGGAGAAUCUGAUUAUAUCAGCAAUGGUGAAGAAGUUAGUGCAGUCAACAUUUUUGGCUCCCCUCGGCGCUGUGGUGGCCAGGGUGAUAUACUCUCUGGAAGUGUUGCUGUAUUUCUUUCCUGGGCUCGUCAGUGUGCUGCUGAAGGAGGGUGGAGCCCGAGUCCUACAAUUUUGGGGUGCAUUUCUGGAUCAGCUAUACUGAGAAAAGCUGCGUCGCUUGCAUUUGUGAACAAGAGAAGAUCUACCCUUACUAGCGAUAUAAUUGAAUGCUUGGGACAAAGUUUGGAGGAACUGUGUCCAGUUAGUUAAUGAAGAGUACUGUGCCCUUGUGUACAAUAAAAACAGAAUUUUAUGUGUUGACGUGCAAAUGAAGAGCGACUCUAGCGUACGAUAAAAUUGUAUUUCUGAGUUAUGAAAUCAACUUGAUUAUGAUUGUCACAAGUU
Olea europaea var. sylvestris is the source of this 1366-nucleotide messenger RNA. RefSeq names its product ATP-dependent (S)-NAD(P)H-hydrate dehydratase. NCBI's taxonomy places the organism in Eukaryota, Viridiplantae, Streptophyta, Magnoliopsida, Lamiales, Oleaceae. The transcript is spliced from 11 exons. The record is from RefSeq and is a predicted model, not a curated record. Gene Ontology annotation, molecular function: ATP-dependent NAD(P)H-hydrate dehydratase activity. Bases 149 to 1231 code for a protein of 360 amino acids. Gene Ontology annotation, biological process: metabolite repair.